AUGUUCGAAAAUGUGCCUCCAGGUCCACCGGACCCUGUGUUUACCUUGAAGAAACUAGCCGAUGGCGACCUGUCACCAAACAAGGUAGAUCUUGGUGUUGGUGUCUAUCGAAACGAUAGUGGUGGCUACCAUGAACUAGAAGCUGUCAAACGGUACGAAAGCACUAUUGGGAACAAGAACUUCUUGAGGCAUGCUGCCGAGCUCAUAUUCGGAAAGUCUAGCUCGCAAGUGAAGGAUGAAAAGGUGGCUACUGUGCAGACCAUUUCUGGCACGGGCGCCAACCACUUGGCCGCUCUAUUCCUACGACGCUCCCCUGAGUUCUCAGACGCAACUGUUUUUAUUGGGACGCCUGCAUGGGGCAACUAUGAAUCAAUCUUCAGCCUGGUCGGAAUGCGAGUAGCCAAGUACAAGUACUACGAUGCCAAGACCGGCGUCGAUUUUUCAGGGAUGCUGCGAGCCGUUGAGACGGCACCGGCCAGGAGCAUAUUCAUCCUGCAAAGCUGCUGCCACAACCCGACGGGCGCGGACUUGACAAAGGCGCAGUGGGACCAGCUAGCCACGACCUUCAGCAAGCGCGAAGUGCUUCCGUUCUUCGAUAUUGCGUACCAGGGCCUGGGUGAGGGCCUCGAAGACGACGCCUACGGCAUCCGCCGGUUCGUGGAGCUGGGCCUCGAGGUAAUGGUGGCACAGUCAUUUGCCAAGAACUUUGGCUUGUAUGGUGAGCGCUGCGGCGCGCUGCAUGUUGUCGGGAAGACGAGGCAGUCUGCGGAUAACGUUCGUGAUCAAUUACGGUCGCUGAUCCGCGCUGAGUUCUCAUCGUCGCCUGCGUAUGGGUCGCGUUUGGUGACCAUAGCUUUGGAGAGCAAGGAGCUGGCUCAAAUAUGCUAUCUGCCGCUGAAUAAAGACCAAUGCGUGGCAUUACGAGAUGAAUACCAUGUCCACCUGCCAGAAUCGACGGGUCGUAUCAAUGUUGCCGGGCUGAACGGCGGCAACAUUGACUAUGUUGCCAAGGCAAUCAACAACGUGGUGAAGUCGGGAAACGGCCAGUCACACCGCGAGGCACGAUUAUGA
Molecule: messenger RNA, 1071 nt
Organism: Diaporthe batatas
Lineage: Eukaryota; Fungi; Ascomycota; Sordariomycetes; Diaporthales; Diaporthaceae
Exons: 4
Coding region: 1-1071 (356 amino acids)
Biological process (GO): amino acid metabolic process; biosynthetic process
Molecular function (GO): transaminase activity; pyridoxal phosphate binding
Source: RefSeq, a predicted model, not a curated record